AUGGAAGAAUAUAGACAUCAAGUUGGUGGUCAUUGCAAAUUGAUCAAACCCAAAGACUCAUCAAAAGUUUACAAACCACUCAUAGAAAAUGAAUAUAUUUUUUAUGAAAAAUUAAAAAACUUUCGUUCUUCUUCUGCAGAAUCUAGUCCUUUACAAAUAUUAAAAAAAUUUAUCCCAAAAUUUUAUGGCGUUGUAGAUAUUCCUAUCGAUUCUUUCUCAGACUUAAAUGAUGAAGUAUUAAAGAAAAAUUCAAAAUUGGUAGAAAAAUCAAAAAAAAAAAAUAAUAAAAAUUCCCAAAAAAAUAACAAUAACUUGAAAUAUACUCGAAUUAAUAAAAAUGAAAAAAAGAAAGAUUGCAUAUGGGCCAAUCCAGAUUAUGUUCAUACUGAAGCGGAAGCCCAUUGUAUUGAUGAAAGUAUUUGCAUAAAUAUGAAAGAGAGCAUAAAUAAUAUAAAAACUGAUCAAAUAGAUUGUCAAACAAAGUUAAACAUAAAUAGUUACAAGAAAAAUAAUGAGCAUAAUAGUGAGGAUGAUGGGGAUAUGACAAAUACAAAGGAUAAGAAAAAGUGGGUUCCACAUAUUAUUUUAGAAGAUUUAGUAAACGGAUUUAAAAGACCAUGUGUAUUAGAUAUAAAAAUGGGUAAAAGACAACGAAAAAUUGGUGCAUCAUUAGAAAAAAAGAAAAGACAAGUUGAAAAAAGCUUUAAAACAACUAGCCAUUCAUUAGGUUUUCGAUUAUGUGGAUGUCAGCAUUAUAAUAAAUUACAAGAUACAUUAUUUUAUAAAGAUAAAUAUUGGGGUAGAAGUUUAAGCAAAGAAAAUAUUCCAUGGGCAAUUAGAAACUGGUUUUGGAAUGGAUCAUUAUUAUAUGAUGAAUUAAUUCCAAUACUUUUAGAAAAAUUACAUGUUUUUUUUAAUUGUAUUGUUGAAUUGAGACAUUAUAGAUUUUGGUCUUCAUCUUUAUUAUGGGUUUUUGAUGGAGGGUUAAGUGAUAAAAAAGAACGAUCAAAUUCGUUAGAUAUAAGAAUGAUUGAUUUUGCUAAUACAAUAUAUUUACAAGAUAAUCCUUCUGUUGAUGAAGAAUAUAUUUUUGGAUUACGUAAUUUAAUUUAUUUUAUUCAAAUAUUAUAUAAUUGUAUACAUAAUAUAUAUUAUUUACCUUAUCAAAUUAAUACCUCUUUUUAUUCUGAAAAUUAUGAUAUCACAAAAAAAGAUAAAUCUAUACAACCAUUUUAUCAUCAUAUUAUUAAAGGGAAAAUAAAAUCAGAUAUUACGAACCAAAUUAAAGAGAAAAAAAAAAAAAAAAUUAAAAUCAAAAAAUUAAAACAACAAAAAAAAUAUACUAUAUCCAUGAAUAUGGAACUUUUAAAACAGAAACAAAUUUCCACAAAUGAAAAUUAUGCCCCGUUACAAAAUCAUGAACCUAACAUUCAAAAAGUUGAUAGAUAUGAAGGAAUCCAAGCAUCUAAGGAUAUUUGUAAAACCGAAAAGGUUGAAGUUAAUAAUAAUAUUAAUCAGGGAACUGAUAAAGUAAACUGUUUUUAUUUUAUUAAUAAUGAUAAGUAUUCAUCUGUUGAAGUAAAUGCAAAUUGUAACGGUUCUAAAUAUUUUGUCAACAAAAGUAAUCAUAGCACUUCGAGUUUUGUCACAUACCAUUCAAAUGAUGAUAGGAAUCAAAAGUUAGAUGAACAACAGCUUAUCAAAAUUUUGUGUAACAACAAUGAAACUAUAAAAAUUGAUAAAGACAAGGUGAAUGUAAAAAUGGAUAUAAAAUGUAUAUUAAAUACAAAAGUAAGUAGUUACAAUGAAAAGGUAUGUGAUAAUUUGAACAACGAUAAAGAGGAUCUGAUUAUGGACAACUCCAACUAUACAAACGGUGAACAAAGAAAAAUAGACAAUGAUUCAAAAGUGCAAAUAAAUAGAAGCAUAGAUAAAUUUAAUUUAGAAAAAUCUUACAAUUAUAAACAGAUUGAAUCCAAAAAAGAAAACAAAGAAAAUGGAAUAAGUGAGAUAACAGUUCAAUGUUUAAAUGAUAAUAAAAUUUGUUAUAAAAAUAUGGAUGUAAAAAAGGUAUGGUCAAAUUUCCCAAUUUCUAAAAAGUAUAAAGAAAAAAAUACAAACAUAUUUAAUUCCACAUGUUUACCUUCACUAGAAAAAAGACUAAAAGGGUAUAAUACAAAAAUAGCAUUAAAAAAAAUAAACUUUAAUUCAGAUUCAUUUUUAUUUUUUAAGAAAAGCUUAGAUAUAAAUAGUGUUAAAAAAGUUGUAAAAAAAAAAAAAUUACAAAUGUGUGAGAAAUCCAAUUCAUGUACAGAUAUUUUUAUAAAUAUAAAAAAAGACAAAAAAAAAAAAAUAUAUUAUGAAAAGAAAAUUAACAAAUAUAUUUUAAGAAAGUAUAGCGAGUUUAGUGAUAUUAAAUGUUUCACCAAAUCAGUAAAUCAAAUGAGCUACUUACGUAGUAGUAACAUGCCCAAUAAUAGACAUACUAUUGUUUAUAAAAAAAAUAAGAUCUAUAAUAAAUUUUACAAAAUGAAUAAAAAUAAAAAAAAAUAUUAUUCACAUUCUAUUAAUAAACCAUUAGAAGAAUUCAAUGUUUAUUCAGGACAUAAAAAUAGUAACAUGUUUUGUAUUGAUGAUACUAUUUUAAAUUCAUCGAAAAAACAAAAUAUUUUGUUUAAUAAGCAUAUUGAAUAUGAGCUAAAACGUAAAAAUUUAAUAAUUCCUUUAACAGAAACAAAUGAAAAUUAUAAAUAUAUUCGUAGAUCUUUAUCUGAACCUAAUAUUUAUAAAUUUCCUAGAUUUGCAUAUACCCCCAACAAUUUUAAUUCUACAGAAAUCCAUUAUACUAACUUAAUAAAAAAUAAAUUAGAAAAAUUAAUUAAAGCUCCUAUAUAUGACCAUAUUUAUGGAUUUAUUUCAAGUUCAACUAAUGUUGAUUAUUUUUCAAAUUGUUCUAUAAGCGAAUAG
Messenger RNA from Plasmodium vinckei vinckei, 2967 nucleotides. RefSeq names its product inositol polyphosphate kinase, putative. NCBI's taxonomy places the organism in Eukaryota, Apicomplexa, Aconoidasida, Haemosporida, Plasmodiidae. Gene Ontology annotation, biological process: phosphatidylinositol phosphate biosynthetic process; inositol phosphate biosynthetic process. Gene Ontology annotation, molecular function: inositol hexakisphosphate kinase activity. The record is from RefSeq and is a predicted model, not a curated record. The transcript has a single exon. Bases 1 to 2967 code for a protein of 988 amino acids. Gene Ontology annotation, cellular component: cytoplasm; nucleus.